Syngnathus acus (greater pipefish) is the source of this 2175-nucleotide messenger RNA. RefSeq names its product ADP-ribosylation factor 6b (gene arf6b). Gene Ontology annotation, molecular function: GTP binding; GTPase activity. Gene Ontology annotation, cellular component: cytoplasm. Bases 736 to 1263 code for a protein of 175 amino acids. The record is from RefSeq and is a predicted model, not a curated record. Lineage: Eukaryota; Metazoa; Chordata; Actinopteri; Syngnathiformes; Syngnathidae. Gene Ontology annotation, biological process: intracellular protein transport; vesicle-mediated transport. The transcript has 2 exons.
CCAGAAAGCUCCAUCCGCAAGUGAAUGAAGAAGUCAAGGGCAGGAAGUGGCAGCGAAGGCAGCUCCACACCUUUCCGGUAUAUCGGCGCCGCGACCAGCUCGGCUUAAAGGAGAAAGGCUACUACCGGGGGAAAUUAAUCGAAAGUUGGGGGAAGAACUGAGGGGGGCGAGACGUGAACUUUCCUGGUUGAUUGCACAUGUCGCUGAGUCACCGAGGACUUGCUUGUCGAGGACCUCCGCAACCUGGAAGGUGAAGUUAAGCUUUGGCUGGAUUUGCGUUAGCCGCAGAAAGCUGCUUUUCUUAGCCGGUAGUGGUGACAGAGAGCCGGGGUGCAACCGGUCAAGAGGCGCGUCAGACGUUGCCCGAAGGGACUUCACCGCGGCGUUUAGUGAUCCAAUUUCCCCGUUUAAUACAUCGUAGCCUGGAAACUCUCCUGUUGGCUGAUUUCGUGUUCAAGAAUGCCCAUUGCGAAACAGCUGCUACCAAGUUUGUAGAGGAAACGAGGCAUGGUGUGAAAAGGCCCCACUCGCACACUGUCCUACUUUGAAUGUACACGUCCAUGCGCCUCACUGCAUAGUUUGACUCACCAUGAGAGUGUAUUUGUAAAAUCGUUCUUGGGAGUCAUGCUUUCACCAGUAAGCCUGUAAUUGAACCAAAGCUCCUCUAGAAUAAGCAAGAGUGCUCCUGCCUGAUUUUCUCAUUACCAGCAAGGUAUUUAUGCAUAAGAGUUGAAAAUGGGGAAGAUGCUCUCAAAGAUAUUUGGGAACAAGGAGAUGAGAAUAUUAAUGCUUGGACUUGAUGCCGCCGGAAAGACAACAAUCCUCUACAAACUGAAACUGGGACAGUCCGUCACCACGAUCCCCACCGUGGGCUUCAACGUGGAGACGGUCACCUACAAAAACGUCAAGUUCAACGUGUGGGAUGUCGGCGGCCAGGAUAAGAUUCGCCCCCUGUGGCGACACUACUACACAGGCACCCAGGGGCUCAUUUUUGUGGUGGAUUGCGCUGACCGGGAUCGCAUCGACGAGGCGCGGCAGGAACUCCACCGUAUCAUCAAUGACAGGGAGAUGAGGGAUGCCAUCAUCUUGAUAUUCGCCAAUAAGCAAGACCUUCCCGACGCCAUGAAGCCGCACGAAAUCCAAGAGAAGCUCGGAUUGACACGCAUCCGAGAUAGAAAUUGGUAUGUUCAACCCUCGUGCGCGACCACAGGUGAUGGACUCUAUGAAGGCCUGACUUGGCUAACCUCUAAUUACAAAUCUUAAUGAUUGAGUGCUGACUGUUUUAGGUCAAAACUAUCAUAAAGUUGCAAAGAACCUCUCCAAUGAGUAUGGUUAAGUAUAAAUUGAUUAGCCUCAUUUAUUUUUUAAUACUGCAAUUACCCCAUUACUAAUUGCUUUGGGAUGUUGGUUUAAAAGAAAUGCUUGUCCUGUGUAGCAGACAUUUAUCACGACGUUUUAGGGCUUGCUUAUUGAUUAUUCAACAAAUUGGUUCUUUUGUAGAAGCAACAAACACUUCACCAUCUUUGCCUGUCUUUUUUUUUUUUUUUCCUGUUUUAUAUAAUUUUUCCAAUGAUGCUCAAUUUCUCUGCAUUCUUAGGCUGGGCUUUAAUUUUUGCUUGUUUUCAGUUAAAGGGGAUCUUAAACGUUUGAUGGACUUUGACCCAGUACUAUGUUGAAUAGUACUUGUUGGAAAGAUAUUAAUUGCUGCAAAAUGAGAGAUUAACGCCAUUGCCAUCUGUCUUGACUUGAGAGAAGAAAUACUUCACAUUUCAUUAGCCCUCGCGCUCAAUUUCCCUUAUAUGGGCUGUAUAGUAAACCGAAGUGUCAUGUCUUGAUACCUACAUGUGCUAUUCAACAAAUGGGCCUCCAAUAACAUGCUUGUUUGGAACUUGGGAUGCAUUUUCUUUCCCCAAUUUUGAGGGAGGAAUCGUACGCUCUCCAAAGGAAUGUCCUUCAACUCCCAAGUUCUCGCAAUCUGAUAUUGAUUAGUCCCAGUAUUGGGACAUGAUCAUGAAAGCCUGUAUCUGUAGCAUGAAGUGCAGCAAACCUCCACCAGGGACCUUCUGUCAUUCGGUCAAAAGUGUUGCAGCUCCUGUUUUGAUCAGGGUGGGGUGCGGGAUCUAUGUACAGACCUUGUCAUUGUAAUGUCUUAUUAAAAAAGUGAUUUGAAAUCUA